GCCUGUUUUAGACCGAGGUGGUCUUGUUUCUGGGUCGCUGUGGCCCAGCCCCGUGUUUAUUAAUAAAGCCAAACAGAAUGGUGGUUGCCGUGGUGACGCAUAUCUGCAGGCUCGACUGGAGGAGCGGGUGCCAGUGAGAGAGUUCCCCAACGUUGUCUGCUCCCCCAUUUCCAACACAUUCUCCUCCUGCAGCGAGGCUAACAGCGUUCAGAGGACAGCCAUGGAGGACGACCACUUGACGCCUCUCUUCAUCCACGAAGAAGAAGACACCGGGGACCCGGAGGGACCUGACGUGGAUCCCGGAGAGCAGAGCGACCGUUCGCCUUUUACUUCGGCAAGGAAUUCACCUACGCUGCUCGGGCUGUACUUACACCAGAUGGAUGACCUCCUUCAGAGCUGCGAGGAGACGACGGAUAUUUCUCUCUGUUCCCACCUCUCUGGGGAGUCGGAAGCCAGCAGUUGGGAAAGCUCCCCGUAUUUUUCCACCAGCUGCACAGAAACCCAAGUGGACAAAACAGAAUCUUCUCAGGGAGGAGCGGAUGUUCCUCACCAGGCGGACUUGCCUCUUACUUUGGCGGGCAACCGGCUGAGCGACACCAUGAUGAAGUACGAGGGGCGGCUGUUGGGGAUGUUGGCCAUGCUGGAAAGCCGCAUGGAAGACUGGGAGACAAGUCCAGAGUACGUCCCCGUGGAGACAAGUCCAGAGUACGUCCAUGUGGAGAACUGUGGGGGGGAAGCAGCACCAGAGGCGAACCCAAGCUAUGACGCUUCCUCAUUGGCCACAAGUUGUGGGGAGAAGCAAGUGAAAGAUGCAUCGCCACUUUGUGGGUCUGAAGUGGACGUCUUUGAGGCUCUCAGGUCUCAAAUGGAGGAGUGCAUCCAGGAGGUGCAGCGCUUGGAGAGCAGGAGAAAAGAAUUACUCUCAGAGGUGCUGCAGCUGAGACGGCAGAAAGGCCCAGAAGAAGAAGAAGAAGAGAGGCUGCAAAGCGAGGAGGCGGCCCGCAGAGAGGAGAGGAAGCGGGAGAUCCAACGCUUGAGGUGGACAAGAGCGGAGGAGGAGCGGCGGGUGUGGAAGGCGGACCUGGAGACGCAGGAGACGCGGGAGCUGCUGCGCAAGCUGAAGUGGAAGCUGUUCGCUCGGGCUAAGGAGAGUGCGCACGCCCAGGCCGCUCUGAGCAAGCAACGCCAGGAGGUGGCGCUCCUCAGGAGACAGGAGGAGACCCUGCAGACUGUGGUCCUCCAGAGGACGGACGAGGGUGUGCAGCUCAAGCUGGCCCACCAGCGCCACCUGCUGGACCUCCUGGCUGAGCUUCACCUGCAGGGCACCAAGCACACCUCCCCUACUAUGCAGGAGGAGCUGUGCAAGAGGCACUGCCAUGGGGACCUCCAGCAGUACCUGCAGGCCAGCCUGACAGCCCUCCAGAACAGGUACGAGCCCGUCUUGCUGGCCUUGCUGAAGAGGAAGGAGACGACAACGCGGUCUUGUGCAAAGUCCAAGGAGCAGGCCCAGGAGCUCAGGGCCCAGUUAAGACCCCUGCAGGAGGAGACCCAAAGACUGGUGCUCCAGAGAGCUCGCAUGGAGCAGAAAGUCAAACUGCGACACAUGCAGAGGGAAGAGGAUGCUCAGCACUAUCAGGAGAAUAUCCGUCGCCUGGAGGAGAGCCACAGAGACUUGAAGAUGGAGUUGAUGGUGCAGAAGAGAAAGAACAAAGAAGCAGAAGAUAUAAGAGAUUGCCUUUCCAAACAGAUCCUCUUGUGUAGGUCCGCUGUUGGAGACCAGCACAGCUUGCAACUCACAGAGGAAAUAUAAAAAUGUGUCUUUCAAUAGAGGUUCUAAAAUGCACUUUAGAUACAUGCACUGUUGUUGUAUUGUAUGUUCCACGCCCUGCACACAGCAGCCAUUGUUAUUAUUGUCUGCUUACAAAACACAACCAAUGUUGAGGAAUGAAAUGUUCUUUUUUUAAUAAAAUGAUGACUCAACGUUGUCGCAGACAACUG
Molecule: messenger RNA, 1998 nt
Organism: Nerophis ophidion (straightnose pipefish)
Lineage: Eukaryota; Metazoa; Chordata; Actinopteri; Syngnathiformes; Syngnathidae
Gene: sync
Product: syncoilin, intermediate filament protein
Exons: 6
Coding region: 221-1810 (529 amino acids)
Cellular component (GO): intermediate filament
Source: RefSeq, a predicted model, not a curated record